AUGCUGCCGUACCUGUUCCCCGAUCUGUCCACCUUUACUACAGUCGCCGAUCUUAUCACCCACCUUCGCACUAGUGAUGCUCGCCUGCGUGCCGCCCUUCCCACCGAGUUCUGCGCUAAGAACCCCCCUCCACUGUACUGGACACUCCACUUCAUAGUCACCCGUCUCCCUGACACCCUCCGCUCAGUUCGAGACCACUUCCUUGCUCGCUGUCCCACUGAGCUCACAGUCGCCCUCCUAGAGGAGCACCUGCUCGCGGCCGAAAAGAGCAUUGUAGCUGUCGGUGCUGCUCGUGGCGCUCCUCGCACCCCCAUCUUUGAGGGGUGUUCUCCCUCUCCCCUCGCUCCCUCCUACGCUGCUGCUGCUGCUGUUGACUUCCUUGGUGCUGAGUCUGUUGGCGCUGCUUCUACUCCUGGUGGGAGGCGCCGCACCGGCAAGGGCAAGGGGGGCAAGGGUGGUGGUGGUGGCGCUGGGGGGGGAGGAGGUGGGGGAGGUGGGGGGGGAGGCGGUGCUGGAGGGAGCGGUGGCGGGAGCGCUGGUGGGAGUGGGGUCGGUGGUGGAGACGGGGGCGGCGGAGGGACCAGUGGCAGUAGUGGCGGCGGCGGCGGUGGCGGCGGUGGCGGUGGUGGCGGUGGCGGUGGUGGCGGUGGCGGUCGGAGCGGUGGUAGUGGUGGCGGCGGAGGUCGGAGUGGAGGCACUGGCUCUGGCCAGAGCUCCCAGCAGCAGCAGCGUCCCCAGACGACCCAGCAGCUUCGUGAGUGGCUUGCUCAGCGUGGGACGUCGGGGGCCAGUGCCCGCUGUUCUUAUGUCAUUCGCACAGGUGACCGCAAGGGACAGACGUGUGGGAGGUUCCACACCCCGUACCGCUGCUUCUCCCGCCUUGACGACGCUUGGCGUGAGGAGAUGGGUGCGGAUGUUGAGCGCCCCCGCUGGGCUGAGCUCAUGAGGGCUGGUGUUGAUGUCUUUGCUCUUGACUAUGAUGCUAUUAUUGCUGCCAUUGCUGUCCCGACUGGUUUCGAGUCUGCUCUCUCAGGUACAGCACCCACAGAGACUGCUCUCUCAGGUACCGCACCGGCUGAGGCCUGUCACACCUUCACCCUUGACUCAGUCCUUGCCCAGUCCACCACUGUCCUCCCUUGUCCGGCGGUUCCGUCUGGCUCGUUGUCGGGUUUCCACCUCCCCUCGUUCUCGACGAACCUGGUGAGCAACGCUGUCCUCCAGGAUCAGUGGGUUGACACCUUUACCCCUGGCGGACAGCGUGUGGCGAUCUGCACGUGCUCCAGGACUGGCCGUCACCUGGCUACGUUCACCCGUCGGCCGGGGUCGAGUCUCUACACACUGACCACUGCGUCUCCCCAGGUAGCUGCUGUCGGUCAGGUGUCUGCGUCAGGUCUGGUGGCCCACGCCUGUGAGUGUCGUUCCCUGUCGCACCAGACUCUUCUCUGGCACCACCGCCUGGGUCACCCCUCCUUGCCACGCCUUCGUGGCAUGCACCGUCGCCUCCUUGUGUCCGGUCUUCCCAGGUCCCUCCCUCCCCUCCCUGCCUCGCCUGCGCCGCCCUGCCUUCCUUGCGUCGAGGGGCGGCAGCGCGCCGCUCCUCACUCCUCCUCGUUCCCCCCGACAGAGGCUCCUCUGGAGACCCUCCACCUGGACGUGUGGGGCCCAGCCCGCGUUCGUGGUCAGGGCGGUGAGCGGUAUUUUUUGCUGGUUGUCGACGACUACUCGCGUUACACCACGGUCUUCCCCUUGCGCACCAAGGGUGAGGUCCCUGCUGUUCUGAUCCCUUGGAUCCGCACGGUUCGUCUCCAGCUCCGCCGCCGUUUCCGGACGGAUCUUCCUGUCCUGCGUCUGCACUCUGACAGAGGUGGUGAGUUUUCCUCCGAUCUCUUGAGGACCUUCUGUCAGGCGGAGGGCAUCGAGCAGACCUUCACGCUUCCGGACUCCCCACAGCAGAAUGGGGUUGCUGAGCGCCGCAUUGGCCUGGUCAUGGAGGUCGCUCGUACCUCCUUGGUCCACGCGGCGGCUCCCCAUUUUCUGUGGCCGUUUGCUGUCCGGUACGCCGCGCAUCAGCUCAACCUCUGGCCCCGUGUCUCCUUGCCGGAGACGUCGCCCACACUGCGUUGGACGGGGGAGGUUGGCGAUGCGUCGCGCUUCCGGGUGUGGGGUGCUCGUGCCCUUGUCCGCGAUACGUCCGCGGACAAGCUCUCCUCCCGCACGCUUCCCUGUGUCUUCCUUGGCUUUGUCCCUGACGCGCCUGGCUGGCAGUUUUACCACCCCACCUCGCGCCGGGUCUUCGCCUCUCAGGAUGUCACCUUUGACGAGUCGGUCCCUUUUUACCGUCUCUUCCCCUACCGCACUGCCCCCCUCCCUCCCCCGCCGCUUUUCCUUGCUCCUGGUCCCCCUCCGGUAGACCCCCUUCCCCCUCAGGGUCCUGCUCCUUCAGGUGUCUCUCAGGUAGACCCUCCUCCCGUCGCUGAGCCUGUCGAGGUCACAGGUGACUCAGGUGCUGCUGCGGGUGGUGCUGCUGGGAGUGCUGAGCCUGGGGGUGCUGAGCCUAGGGGUGCUGAGCCUGGGGGUGCUGGGCCUGGGGGUGCUGGGACUGCAGGUGCUGGAGCUGAGGGUACUGUGCCUGAGAGUUUGCCGCCUGGGGGUGCUGAGCCUGGGGGUGCUGUGUCUGGGGGUGCUGAGCCUGCGGGUACUGAGCCUGCGGGUACUGAGCCUGGGGGUGCUGCUACUGAGCCUACGGAGCCUCGGGUUACUGCGUCUGGGGGUGCUCCGGUUCGGGGUGCUGAGCAGUCUCUCACACCGCAGCAGCUUCGCGACUGGUACGUCCGACGCUUUCGCCGUCCUAGUGGCUCGGCUGGAGUUUGGGGUGCUGGAGCUGCUCGUCCUGGGGGUGCUCGUACUGGGGGUACUGGAGCUGCCGGGACUGGCUGUUCUGGGAGCACUGUGACUGGAGCUGCUGGAGCUGGGGACUCUGGCGCUGGCGGUGCUAGCGGAGUUGGAGCUGCCGACUCUGGGGGUGGCGCUGCUGCUGGUGCUGAGGAGUCGGACGGUGGAGCUGCUGCUGGAGCUGGGGACCCGGCCGGUGGAGCUGCUGCUGGUGCUGUGGACCCGGACGCUGGAGCUCCUACUGGUGCUGAGGACCCGGCCGCUGGAGUCCCGUCUGCUUCUGGAGACGCUGCGCGGCCGCGACCGUACUUCGUACCGCUCCUUCAGCAGGUUCUUGGGCAGGCUCCUCCUCCUUGUCCUCCUCCCUCCGUAGAGUGUCCUCCGCCUGUCCAGCCGCAGUCACAGUUACCGCCUGCCUCGCCUCUCCCUGCUCCCUCUCCUUAUACUGGUCCCACAGGAGGUCUUACAGAGCGUCGUGAGCCUGAGUCUCGUCCUGCGUCGCCUGUUCGUCCUGCUCGCACUGGUAGUCGUGUCCGUCGUGAGCGUCCUCCUCCUGUCCCAGGCACUCACUACAUGACUCUGCGUCCCUCUACUGCUCCUCGGCGUGUCCCUCUACCGUCUCCUCCUGCGUCCUCUUUGCCUACCGUUCCGGACCCUGAGUCUGACCGGUAUCGCGCUGAGCACCCUACAGUCACGCGUCUCCUUGCUACUGUUGUCACUGACCCCACCUUUGAGUCCUCGGCUGCGUCUGCUCUUGUCGCUGAGUUGGUUGACUUUGCUGCUGCCUGUCGUCUAGACUACGCUGCUAGCCUUGUUGCUGAGUCAGAGUCUGCGUCUGUCUGUCCUCCGUCCGUCGGGGGUGAGUGUGCUCUUAGCACGGACGUCCUUGAGGACAGGCAGGAGGACUUUGACUCUCUUGCGGCUGCUGUACCUCAUCUCGUGGCCUGGUUGCUUGCCCCUGAGGGAGACCCGGAUGCACUAGACAUCCCCACUCCGCGCACUUACGCAGAGGCGAUCUCGGGUCCCUACUCCUCUCAGUGGCAGACAGCCAUGGACGCAGAGAUGGCAUCCUGGAAGUCCACAGGCACCUACGUCGACGAGGUUCCCCCUCCUGGGGCGAACAUCGUCGAUGGCAUGUGGAUUUUCAGGGUGAAGCGGCCGCCAGGUUCUCCGCCUGUCUUCAAGGCUCGUUACGUUGCUAGAGGCUUCAGUCAGCGUCAGGGGGUCGACUUCUUCCAGACCUUCUCCCCCACCCCGAAGAUGACCACUCUUCGGGUUCUGCUGCACGUUGCUGCUCAGCGUGACUACGAGCUUCACUCUCUUGACUUCAGCACAGCGUUCCUGCAGGGCAGCCUGCACGAGGAGAUCUGGCUGCGCCGCCCACCUGGCUUUACUGGGUCGUUUCCCCCUGGUACCCAGUGGAGUCUCCGCCGGCCAGUCUACGGUCUCCGCCAGGCGCCACGUGAGUGGCACGACACACUGAGGACUACUCUUGCGGCUCUUGGGUUCGCGCCGUCUACUGCUGACCCGUCGCUGUUUCUGCGCACAGACACGUCGCUGCCGCCGUUCUACAUUCUCGUGUACGUCGACGACUUGGUCUUUGCUACUGCUGACACUGAGGCACUCGCUCGUGUGAAGUCGGAGCUGCAGAAGAGACACACCUGCACUGACCUGGGUGAACUGCGUAGCUACCUUGGCUUGCAGAUCACCCGGGACAGAGCUCGCCGCACCAUCACCCUGACUCAGUCACACAUGGUGCAGCAGGUCCUUCAGCGCUUCGGCUUCCAGUUCUCCUCACCACAGGCCACACCUCUGGCUACCAGCCACUCGCUCUCAGCUCCACCUUCGGACGAGUCCGUAGAGCCGAGUGGCCCGUACCCAGAGCUUGUAGGCUGCCUCAUGUACUUGAUGACUUGCACGCGACCUGACCUCGCGUACCCUCUUAGCAUCCUUGCUCGUUACGUUGCGCCUGGGAGACACAGGCGAGAGCACUGGGAGGCUGCUAAGAGGGUGCUGCGUUACCUGUGCAGUACAUCAGGCAUGGGGCUGGUGCUUGGAGGACGCGACAGAGUUGUCCUCACUGGUCACUCGGACGCCUCUUGGGUGGACGACCUGGCUACGCAGCGGUCGUCACAGGGUUACACCUUCAGCCUUGGCUCAGGUUCUGUCUCGUGGCGGUCCACCCGCUCUUCCUCUGUUCUCGGCUCUAGUUGUGAGGCUGAGAUCUACGCCACAGCCAUGGCUGCACAGGAGUUACGCUGGCUCACCUACCUGCUGACUGACUUGGGAGAGCGGCCUAGUUCUCCUCCAGUUCUGUACGGUGACAACAAGGCGGCUCUUGCCUUGUGUCAGGAGCACAGACUGGAGCACAGGACGAAGCACAUUGCUCUUCGCUACUUUCUUGCUCGAGAGCUUCAGCAGCGCGGUCAGCUUCGACUUGUGUACGUGGACUCGAAGGCCAACACCGCUGAUAUCUUCACCAAGGCGCUCCCGCCUAGUGAUCAUCAGCGGCACUGUACUUCUUUAGGCCUUGUGUCCACGUUUCCUCACUUGCUCACUGCUUGA
This is a messenger RNA of Closterium sp. Yama58-4, 5457 nucleotides long. NCBI's taxonomy places the organism in Eukaryota, Viridiplantae, Streptophyta, Zygnematophyceae, Desmidiales, Closteriaceae. The record is from the annotation of a GenBank genome assembly.